UAAUAUUGACUUGGAAAAAAAAUUAGUUUAAUUUUCAUUUUAAAAGUCCAAAAUGUUUUCCAAAUCUCCAGUUCUAAAUAUUGCUUCGAAAAAUAUGCAUAUCGCUAAGAAGUGCUACUCUUUACUUAUUAAAUCUCGAACAAUACACGGUGGUGGUGUUUCCAAAACAAAAUUCAGACCUGUGAUAAAAAUGUCUCCAAACUUUUCUGGCUUUGAAAAAUUUUGCAUGCGUCCAAUGAGUUCUAAUGGAAAGGAGAACGAUAAUUCAAACAAAUCUAUGGGGGAGAAGAAAUCAAGUGAAAUCUUGGAAAUAAAACCCAUUUCCAAAUCUUUGGUUAAUCAAUUGAAUUCGAAGUUAUCAAAGCAAGAGACCACAGAGAAGGGGAAUCAAGUACCUCCAGAACCUCGUACAAUUUUGAAGAAAGUUUUCAAAAAGCGUUCUCGCCAGGAAUCCAGAGAUGCCCUCCAUGAUCCUACAAAUGUGUUGACACGUCGCCGAGGUAGUAAACGAAGAAUUAUGAUAGUACAAUUGUUGGAAAAUACGGAAAAUUCAAGCAAUUCCAAUACAUUGGAACCUUCUGACUUAAAAACAAAAAAUUACAAACUGGAAAUCCUGGCCGAUCAUGAGGGUAUUGGCAAGUCUAUGCUAACACCAAAGAAGGUUCACAUAGAAUUUAUGGAAGAGGACAACUUGAAAGACAUUGAAUUGGAAAAGAAUCCAUCGCUUCAGUUGCCUCCUACUGCCCAAACGAGUGUGGCCAUUAAAAAUGAUACCAAAAAAGCUAUAUUCAAUGCCGAAACAGAUCAAUUAACAAAGAUCAAGUAUUCGAAAGAUAGCCAGGAACAAGUUACAAAUCAUAAGUUUUCCAAUGAUAAUCAGGUUCUAGCAAAAAAUUCCAGUGGGUACCAAAAAGAUAUACCAAGUAAGACAGCCGAUGUGACGAAAAACAUUGUGCCUGAACCAAAUAAGAAGGACGAGAAACUCCCUGAAAGCACAAAACAACCAAUAAACCCCAUUUCUCUGUCACCACUUGUGACAGAUAAUAAAACUUCUAAUCACAAGCAGCUAUUUAAAGAUGAUGGACAAUUGCAAAACUUUCUUGUCGAUUCCAUGAAAUCUUCGAAGGCAAGUGAGACUUCCAUGAGUAUGGCAAAUUUAUCUUCUACAAAUGCGAAGAAAAUCGAUUUUACCAAAGACGAAAUAAAAUUAAACAGUUCAAACACAAAGUCGGAUGACAGUGAAUCAAUAUUUCUGAUGUCUCUACCACCCCAGGGAAGUUUAAACAAACACAAAGAGAUGAAAAAGGCCGAAAAUCCUACCAAAAUAACAAAACCAUCAUCUUCGACACAAGACGACUUAUUAAAGGUGAAUUCUUUGUCUAAAACAACAACAAGAAAUGAUGCAUCAAAAAAUAUACCAAAAAAGAUGGAGAACUCUAAGUUGGAUGUUAAUAAGAAAACAGAAACCACGGAUUCACGUAAUUACAAUACAAAACCAAACUAUAAUACUGCAAGUGCCAGUAUGCCAAAGGUAUCACAAUUAGCAGAGCCAAAUCGUGCUUUACAAAACAAAAUGGAAGUCAAUACUAAUAUGAAGGGUAUCCCCAAACCACUGGAGCCUAUCAAACGGGAUGUACAAAAGGAUUCUCCGAAAUCGGUAAAUAAGUGUCCGAAAAACAUGUUUGGCGAAUGUAUGUCAGCGGAACAGCUGAAACAAAAUCAAGAAAAACUAAAGAUUUUCCAAAAAGCACAAAAACCACAAAUAAACCCAGUACCAGGAAAGAACCUUGGUGGCCCAGAUGGUGGAAAUCGAAGUAAACUCAAAGGAAUAAAUACUCCACCAAAAGGUUCCUAUGAGAAGACCUGGAGUACCCUGACCAUCUCCAUUAUGUAUGUUGGGCUCAGUUUGAUGAUUUAUGGUUUUAUACAAACGAAUUUAUCUUUGAAUUUGUGGCAAAAUAUUUUGAAGUCUCUUCAAGGUCAUCAACUUCAACAGGAAAAACUUCUGGUGCAAAAAGCUUUAUAUCAAAACGAUACAAAGGUAUCAAACACUGAAAAUGAUGAAAAUAUAGAAAAACCUCCUAAAAAAUUGGAGGCCAAAGAGGUAGCUGCGGUGGAUCUUGUUGGCAACUUAAAGGAAGUGUAAAUUUUACGGAAAAAUCUACCUUGAUAUGAUAUGUGUAACUAGAAAAUAUUUUGAAAAUUGAGAAACAAAUAAAAAAUAAAUUCAAUUUUUUGAAAAUUAUUGUAAACGCCCAACCAA
Molecule: messenger RNA, 2263 nt
Organism: Musca domestica (house fly)
Lineage: Eukaryota; Metazoa; Arthropoda; Insecta; Diptera; Muscidae
Exons: 11
Coding region: 53-2146 (697 amino acids)
Source: RefSeq, a predicted model, not a curated record